GCGACGCCUUCCGAUUUCGUCUUGGCGCUUGCCUCGGCACGAAUUCUAGGGCCGACGCAAUCCAAUACUUCCACCACUGCGGUCCAGUAUUCUCAUUGGUCCUACUUGACAACCUACCCGACUAGGAGACACUGUUGUGAAUGUUCUUUCCAACUACCGCGCUCGCUGGAAAGCGUUUCAUGUCAGCCAUGGUUCACUCCAUGACACCAAUGGAAGAUGCUCUGAGAACGAAGAUCACUGAAGCCCUGAAGCCGACUUCACUCGAGAUCUUUAACGAUUCGAAUAAGCAUGCCCACCACAAAGCUAUGCAAGGAGUCACCAGCAGAGAGACACACUUCCGUGUUUUCAUCACAUCGCCAGUCUUUCAAGGCAAGAUGCAGCUCGCACGGCAUCGCAUGAUCAACUCCCUGAUGAAGGACGAGUUAGCACAAGAAGGCGGUAUACACGCGCUGCAGCUCAUCACUCGAACGCCUGAAGAGGACCAAGCCCGGAAAGAGAAGGAAGCCACCCAGGGAUAGGUGCGGAUGGUUACCGACACCCACAGAGAACGACCAUGGAACUAUUUGGCGAGAAGCGGCCGGUAAAGCCCUGCUGGUGGAUGGUAUGCAUAUGGGGCUGUGUGCCCGGUAGCCAUCGCACAUUGAAGCAAGGAUAGAUUCAGAACAGUUGUGUAGUCUAAUUUAACACCCGCAACGCUUUGAAAGCCUCUAGUAUAGAGUCACUUCCCUCCGAUAGGCGCUUCAUAAAGUGAUCAUAACGUAAAGCUUAGCAAUCCAACGCCAUGUCUUAGCGUCUUGCAGAAA
Alternaria rosae is the source of this 803-nucleotide messenger RNA. Its product is annotated as bola protein. The coding region runs from base 141 to 518 and encodes 125 amino acids. The record is from RefSeq and is a predicted model, not a curated record. NCBI's taxonomy places the organism in Eukaryota, Fungi, Ascomycota, Dothideomycetes, Pleosporales, Pleosporaceae. The transcript is spliced from 3 exons.